Messenger RNA from Spirometra erinaceieuropaei, 3725 nucleotides. The record is from the annotation of a GenBank genome assembly. NCBI's taxonomy places the organism in Eukaryota, Metazoa, Platyhelminthes, Cestoda, Diphyllobothriidea, Diphyllobothriidae.
AUGUCUCACGCCGAUCAACAACUUGAUGCCCCCGCCCAGUCCCUUCAUGCAAUCAAUUUUACCUUGCCUGAAUUCUGGCAACACGCUCCAGAACUUUACUUCAUCCGCAUAGAAUCAGCCUUUUAUUCUGCCAACGUUACCAAGGAGCUAUCAAAAUACCACAAACUUGUGGAGGUUCUCCCUGCCAAUAUUAUCUCACAAGUUCAACCCUUGCUAGUGAAACCCCCUGCAGACGCUCCCUAUUCUGCUCUGAAGGCGGAAAUCCUUCGUCUCAAUGCUGUAUCUGACCGACAACGCUACCACCAGUUGAUCAAGGAGGAAUCACUGGGCGACCGAAAGCCCUCAGAACUUCUCCGACGAAUGCGUGCUCUCUUAGGAGACAUGCAGGUCGACGAGAAACUCGUUAAAGAGAUGUUUCUAGAGAGGCUGCCUGCAGAUGUCCAAACGAUUUUGGCAUCCGGCUCGCAAGACCUUACACUUUCACAUCUUGCUGAAAUGGCAGACCGAAUGAUAGAGGUUCAUCGGUUCCAGCCACCUUCCGUUGCUCAGAUUUCCACAUCCUCUUCAACGGUUAACGAGCAGUUACUGCAACAGAUGUCGACUAUGGCAAAUGAGAUAGCCUCCCUAAAACUACAGCUUGCUCGCAUUACCUGUAGUCGCUCACCCAGCCGUCAUCGUUCACGUUCGCGACCUCGCACAGCCAAUUUGUGUUGGUAUCACGCAAACUUUGCCGCCAAGGCUCGCAAAUGUUCUUCCCCUUGUUCCUUUAAACCGAAACAGGGAAACCAACCAGCCAGAGAAUAGACGCGACCGUUUUCUCUGGCUCUCCCAGCUCUGGUCGCACCUUUUAUGUCUGCGACAAUGUGACUCGCAGGCGCUUCCUGGUGGACACCGGAACCCAGAUCAGCGUGGUUCCCCUCACUCCAGUUGACCGCCGCUGUCCCAGCCCUGGUCUACAUCUCCCAGCUGCAAACUGUUCCCCAAUUUCCACUUUUGGUAGUCGUUCCCUAACGCUGAACAUUGGUUUACGUCGAUCAUUCUCCUGGAUAUUUGUGAUUGCCGAUGUGCCUCAUGCGAUCCUUGGUUCCGACUUCCUAGCCGAGUUUGAUCUCCUUGUUGACUGUCGGCGUUCCUGUCUCCUCGACCGCACAACUGGUCUUUCUGUCCGCGGUCUUACACCCUUUAAUGACUCCUACAAUUUAUCUGUUCUGGAUACAGGCAUUGCUUGCCCAUACCGAGACCUGCUCCUCCAACACCCCAACAUAAUCAAACCCCAGUUUCGCAGUGGUGAGAUCCAGCAUGACGUUGUCCACCACAUUCGCACCUCUGGCCCCCCAGUAUUCGCACGGCCUAGACGACUGGCUGCGUCCCGUCUGCAAGCGGCGAAGGCCGAAUUUGAGCACAUGCUGCAACUGGGCAUAAUUCGCCCGUCCGAGAGUCCAUGGGCGUCCCCUCUGCAUAUGGUGCCUAAGGCAACAUCAGACGACUGGCGGCCCUGUGGUGACUAUCGCGCCCUCAACAAUGCGACCAUCCCGGAUCGUUAUCUUGUCCCUCAUCUUCAAGAUUUUGCUGGAGCUCUUUUUGGCAAAUCGGUUUUCUCGAAGAUUGACCUUGUUCGGGCCUUCCAUCAGAUUCCUGUCGCUCCUGAGGAUGUUCCCAAAACUGCCGAUACCACACCAUUCGGCCUGUUCGAAUUUAUUCGCAUGCCAUUUGGUCUUCGCAAUGCUGCCCAAACAUUUCAGAGGUUCAUUGACCGAGUCCUACGUGGUCUCCCGUUUGUGUACGCUUACAUCGAUGACCUCAUGGUGGCCAGUCGAAAUGCCGAGGAACACAAAGAGCAUCUUGCUUUAGUGUUUGACCGCCUCGAUCAGUUUGGCGUGGUCAUUAACCCUUCGAAGUGUGUUCUGGGUGUGCCGUCCCUUGAUUUUCUUGGUCACCAUGUCGAUGCACAAGGUUUGCGUCCCCUCUCUUCCAAGGUUGAGGCCAUUCGUGAUUUUCCUCCACCAACAUCCAAGCGUCAGCUGCAACGUUUCCUUGGCAUGGUAAACUUUUACCGCCGGUUCCUACCGAACUGUGCCGACCUUAUGCUGCCACUCACCAACUUGCUCUCUAGUCCCAAGGGUCCCCUUGAGUUACGUGGCCACGCGCUGACUGCAUUUGAGAGAAUAAAGACCUCCCUUGCUGAUGCUACCUUGCUCACUCAUCCUGCUCCAGAAGCCCCAUUGUCCCUGAUGGUUGAUGCUUCGACCGUUGCCAAAGGAGCAGUCCUCCAACAGCAUAUCAACAACUCGACACGACCGUUGGCAUUCUUCUCCAAGAAGCUUUCACCUGCCGAGACGAGAUACAGCACGUUUGGCCGUGAACUUCUUGCCAUUUACCUAGCCGUAAAACAUUUCCGACACUUCCUGGAGGGUCGUGACUUCACCAUUUUCACAGACCACAAACAACUUACAUUUGCCAUCCGAUCCCAUUCUGACAAAUAUAACCCGAGAGAGAUUUCUCAUUUGGAUUAUAUCUCGCAAUUCACCACCGACAUCCGCCACAUUGAUGGCCCGAAGAAUGAGGUGGCUGAUAUGCUGUCCAGACCCUCACUGUCUUCCCUCCAACUCUCACAUGGGAUCGAUCUUUGUGCCAUGGCGGCUGAGCAGCAGCGAGUCGGUUGUCCUGGCGACGAGUCUGUUAGUGGUCUUCAACUCAAAGACGUUCCUCUGACCACCGGCUCUGGUACCAUACUUUGUGACGUCUCAACUCCCUUUCAUCGCCCUUUUUUGCCCGCCUCGAUGCGUCGAGCUGUAUUUCAAACUCUGCAUGGACUCUCCCACCCUGGGAUCCGAGCCUCUCAAAAGCUCCUCGCGGAAAGGUUUGUCUGGCCUGGCAUGAACAAGGACGUCAAAGCUUGGGCCCGGCCGUGUCUGAGCUGCCAGCGCAACAAGGUGCAGCGUCACAACAAGUCCCCACCAGGCACUUUCCCCAGUCCCGACGCACGGUUCAGCCAUGUGCACCUGGAUGUCGUAGGCCCCUUGCCUCCAUCCAAUGGUUUCACCUACCUACUUACCUGUGUCGAUCGAUAUACUCACUGGGCUGAAGCUAUUCCUUUGCCGAAUGUUCAGGCUGAAACCAUCGUGAAGGCCUUCGUCAGUCGUUGGGUUGCCAUGUUCGGUGCCCCAUCCACGGUUACGACUGAUCGUGGUGCCCAGUUUGAGUCGGCACUCUUCCAAACGCUACUCAAUUUCCUUGGCUGCACACGCAUUCGGACGACAGCCUACCACCCAGCUGCCAACGGUAUGGUUGAACGUUUCCAUCGCCAGCUAAAGACCGCCCUGCGUGCCGUCGAAGACCCAGGAAACUGGUCGGACAACCUUCCUCUUGCACUCCUCGGCAUCCGCGCAGCUCUGAAGUCUGAUCUGGGCUGUAGCGCAGCUGAAUUGGUUUUCGACACUACCCUCCGACUGCCAGGCGUGAUGAUCACCCGAACCUCUCGUGGAGCCGACGAGACUCCUGACAAUCUUGUGCACCGUUUGCGGCAAUUCAUGCGCUCGCUUUCCCCGGUUCCACCUCGAACUCCUAUGACUGAGUCUUAUGUCGAAAAAGACUUGGACAACUGUACUCAUGUGUUCGUCCGGUGUGACCGUGUGCGCCAGCCGCUGGAAUCACCUUACGAAGGACCGUUCCGUGUGCUCGCGCGCAAUGCCAAAACCUUCCGGAUUCUUCGCAAUGACAAGUAG